Messenger RNA from Mesocestoides corti, 4458 nucleotides. The record is from the annotation of a GenBank genome assembly. NCBI's taxonomy places the organism in Eukaryota, Metazoa, Platyhelminthes, Cestoda, Cyclophyllidea, Mesocestoididae.
UGGUUUGCCGAUGUAGGGAUGCCAAGGAGCACUGGCAGCGGGAGUAAUAUAAAUAUCUUAACAAGGACGUCUAGACGAGGUGGUAACGCUCCUUCACCUUCCGGAUUUUGUGAAAUGGAGUAUGAACUAAGCAAAGAUGGAGAUCUUGUUCCUGUUUCUAGCGGGCUAGAUACAGCCGCAGGUCAAGACGAGGACAUAGAUAGCCACGAUGGUUGCGUCACGAAUGUUGGCUGCGAGGAAUCCAAUGACCCUGGUUUAUCUCAUAUUUCCAAUACCUCUCAGUCUCGGAGUAAACGCAAGCAGACGUUUGAACGAAGAAACAUUAAGUAUGUAUAUUAUGGCGCCGCUUCUUCACGCGUCCGUGAAGAGAAUGCACUGAGCGAAGAGACUCAAUCCGCCCAACGAGCCGAAAUGGAGCGACUUCUCCGACUUCAAAUGGAACAGGAGACUCAGUUGCCGCAAGCUUGUGCUGCUGAUUGCUGGACUCUCGCUAGCAAUAGUGACACGAACCAGACCAAUUCCACACUUUCUGCUGAUGCCACUCAAAUCGACUUAAAAAAGUGCGAGGAAGAAAAGAAAUCAGAUGUUGCAUUCGCGUCCAGCAGUCCGUUUCCAAAAGUAGCCCCUAGCCAGCCGCUAUCUACUGCGUCUGAAAAACUCUUUAAACAGAAACAACAUACUGAACUUCAAUCUGGUGAUUCGGAAGAAACUGCGAUAGUCUUGCUGGGUGACUCUGACGAUGACAUCGAACUGCCAAUAGAUGACGCUGCAAUAGAAAUUAUGAAUAAUCCGGUGAUUGAGUUGAGUGAUGAUGAAAAUGAGGAGGAGGCUGAAAAUGGGAAUAAGCUGGGAGACGAGGUGCAAGCGGAGUUUUGCGAACUCCGUGACGCAGACAACCUGCCCGACUCUGAGGGUCGCAUUUGUAUUCGCCGCGGCGCCACUGAUGCCGAAUCCUUCUACCUCGCACCUCACAUUGCCCGUGUCAUCAAGCCCCACCAGGUGAGCGGUGUGAGGUUUCUAUUCGACAAUUUAGUUGAGAGUCGGACGCAAUUUCAGCGCAGUUCUGGAUUUGGUUGCAUCUUAGCCCACUCCAUGGGUCUAGGCAAAUCGAUCCAGGUGAUCGCCUUCCUCGACCUCAUCUUUCGCUGCUGUCGCCCCGCCGCCCGCACUGUUCUCCUGAUUGUUCCUAUCAACACUCUUCAGAACUGGCAAGCUGAGUUUCAGCUGUGGCUUCCCUCUGUUCUCCACUCAAGCUUCUUAAACGACGAGGAGAAGCCCAAGGUAAAUGGUCACCAGUCCGCCCAACAGCAGCCGACGCCAGUAGUUCAAUCGGCGCCCUCUCUUCUAUCCCUUAUCAGCGAUUCUCCGCCUUCACAUCGACCUCAGUCGAACUCCACUGAAGUGGCGACAGUUGACCGAAAAGAAAACGCGGGCGAACCCCAAUUCCCUCCACCUCCUCCCUCGCCACAAGGAAACCAGCAGAAGGCUCAAGAAACUCCCCACGAAGCUCCACCGUUUCGCCUACACGUGAUCAAAGACACGACCAAAUCCCUGGAUGCCCGAUAUCAGGUUGUGACUGAGUGGGCGCGCACUGGAGGCGUUCUUUUGAUGGGCUACGAAAUGUUCAGGCUGCUGACGAAUCCCCGCAAACAGACAAGGGCCAAUGUUUCCGGUGGCGCGUCCUUCGGCUAUGGGGGCGUCGGUGGGGGUCUCUCCACGAGUGCCUCUACUAGCUCACUGUUUACCCUCGCGUCGUCGCCUUUCUCGGCUGAUUGUGAACGCCCUCGCAACCGAAAGAAGAAACGUGUCAUCACGAUUGACAUCGAGCGAGAGGAGAAGGAGGAGCAUAUGCUAGUUGAUAUGCGGAUAGCCUUAACGGAUCCAGGUCCUCAAAUCGUCAUUUGCGACGAAGGCCAUCGAAUUAAGAACAGCGAAGCGUCGAUUUCAAGAGCCCUAAAAGCCCUGAGAACCAGGCGACGAGUGGUACUGACAGGCUAUCCCUUGCAAAAUAACUUGAUGGAGUACUGGUGCAUGGUCGAUUUCGUUCGUCCAAACUACCUGGGCACCAAAUCGGAAUUCACCAACAUGUUUCAACGACCCAUCGAAAACGGCCAGUGUGUGGAUAGCACAGAGGCCGACCGCAAGUUAAUGCAAGGCCGAGCUCACGUGCUGCACGAGCUUCUCUCCGGUUUUGUCCAACGCCGGUCCCAUGCCGUUCUCAAGGCGAGCCUCCCGCCAAAGCAGGAGGUGGUUCUGAUGGUCAGAAUGUCUCCACUGCAGCGAAGGCUCUACACCGCCCUCAUGAAUUACAUCGCUGUUUCGUCAAAUAUGUACGGAAGUGGACUUCCAACAGCAAAUACUCUGCAAACAUAUGCGCUGUGUUGCAAGAUUUGGAACCAUCCGGAUAUACUGUGGCGAGUUGUCAAGGAAAAUGUAGAUGACAUGAUGGAUUUUGAACUCGACGAUGCUUCAAACGCAGCGAGCGGCACCUCGAGUCAGCGAGCCAGGAGAAAGCCUAAUGGCAACACUACCAAUCCACCGCCUCCUGGCGCUAAUCCUGCACAGUCGACGGGUGAGGAUAAGUACAACUGGGUCACCAGCGACCUUUGGGGUGCCGAAUUUAGAGCCGGUGACAUCCAAAACAGCGGAAAACUUGUCCUUUUUCUCUCUUUACUGCAAGAAAGCGUUCGGUUGGGGGAUAAAAUGCUCCUAUUCUCCCAAUCCCUAUUAACUCUGGAUCAUCUUGAACGGAUUCUUGGGCAGCUUCCUUUCGAUUAUGCGACACCUUCGCUAGCAGCAAAAUGUGUGACUCCGCUGGCACACCAAGGAGAAGCCGAGGCAAGUCAGAUCCUUCAUUGCCAGAGUGAUCUGAAACCUGAAAGUGAAUCUGCCAAGCAGCCACAGGUGUGGGUCCGUAAUGUUCAUUACUUCCGUAACUACUUACUACGGAGCUUUUACUCUCGUAUACCAGGUUUAGAUGGAAGUACAUCGGCAACUGAUCGCGAUCGACUCAUUCGACGCUUCAAUGACCCUGAAAAUCCUGUCAAACUUUUCCUGGUUUCUACAAGAGCCGGUUCCCUUGGUGUCAAUCUCGUUGGUGCGAACCGGGUCGUGGUGUUCGAUGCCUCCUGGAAUCCCUGCCACGAUUGCCAGGCGGUGUGUCGCGUCUACCGCUAUGGCCAACAAAAACCCUGCUACAUAUACCGACUUGUGUCUGACAAUACAAUGGAACGCAAAAUCUAUGACCGCCAAGUGAAUAAACAAGGGGUCUCUGAUCGCGUUGUGGAUGAAAUGAAUCCCGGACAGCAAUUCACUCGUGCACAGGUCGGAGUUCUAGUAGCCUACGAAGAUAAGGAUAUGCCUACGUUAACUGAUGAGGAUUUGCAGUCCAUUUCUGAUCUAACGGACUCCGAUCCCGUGCUGAAGGCUGCUUUAGAAACGAAUAAGGAAUGGAUAACUGCGAAGCCAUUCACCCACGAGUCCCUCCUGAUAGACAGGAAGGACUACCGCCUGACGCGUGUGGAGAAGCGCAUCGCGCGUCAGCGCUACGAGCAAGAACGCCUCAUCUCCUCGUCUGCCAUGUACAGAAACAGUGCUGCUGCCGCGACGGCCCUACAGUACCACCAGUACAUGAUGAUGGUCGCCGCCUCUGGCAGUGGCGGUGCCUCCUUCGGCAACAUGUCAAUGGGAGCACCAUCCUCGCACCGUGGUACGCCCAAUAUCCUCUCAAAGAGCGCCAGUGGAUUCCAUCAUCAGAACCUGCCUGUGUUCCCCUCGGCCCCCCACCCCUUUAUUCCACCAUCCUCGACUAUCGACGACUCCGUUUUGCGACGUUACGAGGGAAUACAACGCAAUCGAAUGCUGCAAAAAGACCUCGACGAAGCCCGUAUUCGAGCUGUGUCUCGUGAAAUUGGCAUCGCCCUUCCCAACGGACCCCUCGGAAGUGACUACAAAAUCACUCGUGUUGCCGCCACAACUGUGCAGUUAAUUGUUCUUCGUUCUCGUCAUCCUACUUAUUCAGACUUAGUCUUCCCUCGAUCUACUCACCCCCCGGCCCCCGAACGGAGCAUAUCUAAGGGUGAAGUGGUGGAAAUCAUCCAAGCUGGGAACAAUGGCAAGUACCUGCGGCUUCCACGCACUGGCGACAUUUACGUAGUCAAGCCGGGCAGCAAAGGACCUGAACCAGAAGACCCUCAGUCGCAUCCGGUACAAAAACAAUCACACAAUCCCCCUUCUGCAUCCAUUCCCAAUCCGUCCUCAACUCUCUGCCCUCAUUGCCGACAACCCUCCUCCUCCAAUUGUCUCUGUUCGAACAAUUUGUACCCCCACUCCGCUUCUACCGCCUCUUCUAUUUCUAAUCCUUCUGCCUCGGCUUAUCAUCCCCCCACCUACACAAAUCAGUAUGCUCCGACUGGCUCCUACGGACCCACAGCCCCUCAUGGGUAUCCCAAUUACUGA